This is a messenger RNA of Haplochromis burtoni (Burton's mouthbrooder), 3275 nucleotides long. Its product is annotated as fMet-Leu-Phe receptor. Gene Ontology annotation, molecular function: G protein-coupled receptor activity; complement receptor activity. Lineage: Eukaryota; Metazoa; Chordata; Actinopteri; Cichliformes; Cichlidae. Gene Ontology annotation, cellular component: plasma membrane. Gene Ontology annotation, biological process: inflammatory response; complement receptor mediated signaling pathway; positive regulation of cytosolic calcium ion concentration. The record is from RefSeq and is a predicted model, not a curated record.
UAGACACAUGACAGUAACACAGAGAGGAAGUCUGCGUGUGAUAGACAUGAUACAAAGAGAACCACUUGAAGUAACUGCGACACAGAUAACAGAGCACACAUCUUCACUUCUGCCUCUGACCACAACGACUGAAGCUCACCUCAGCUCUGAGAGAUCAGUCCAGUAACUGCAGUGGACAUUGAUGCCAUCAUGGACAAUGUCAGCAUCAUCCUGUACACACUGACUGUCGUACUCGGCAUCACAGGGAACUCUGUGGUGAUCUGGGUGGCUGGAUUCAAACUUAAGCCAAAGGUCACCAACGUGUGGUUGGUGAAUCUGGCGAUAGCAGACCUGAUCUUCUGCUUUACACGAGUUUUCUCUCUCACUAAGAAGCUCUUCUUUGAGCACUGGCCUUUUGGUCUCUUCGUCUGCAAGUUCAAUGGCUUCUUCAAAUAUGCCAACAUGUUCUGCUCUGUCUUCCUGCUGGCUGUGAUCAGUCUGGAUCGAGUGCUCUGCAUCUGGCAGCCCAUCUUCACAAAGCGUCGACGCACCAUGUGGGUAGCGAGGAUGGUGGCGGUCUGCGUCUGGAUCGCAGCGGUCCUCUUCAGCGUUCCCUACUUCAUCCAUCGCCAAGUCUACCUGGGCAAGAAGAACCUGAGUAAGUGCUCUGUGGAUCCGAAGGAGAAGGCAGAGGGGUACAACAGCACCAAAGCUGCUCUCUACUCCAUCCGCUUCCUGUGUGGCUUCAUAUUUCCCUUCAUGGUGAUUCUGGUCUGUUAUAUCUUGGCCGCUGUAGGAAUCAGACGCACCCGCCUGUCAGGGAAAUCCCGCCCCCUGCGUAUACUCGCAAGUUUGGUCAUUGCCUUCUUCCUGUGUUGGGCACCUUACCAUUGCCUCUUACUGGUGAAGAUGGUGGACAAUAAAAAUGUAGUGGUGAAAAUCUGGUACCCUGUAGCAAAGGGUGUUGCCUACUUUAACAGCUGUGUGAACCCAUUGUUGUACUUCUGCAUGGGGCUAGAUGUGAGGGGGCGAUUCCGGCAGAGUCUGAUGGGUGUUUACAAAAGAGCUCUGGCAGACGAUGUUGAUGGACAGACAACUCACUCCAACGAUCGCUCUUUGGAUGAAACCUCGGUGUCAAAGCACAGCGCUCUCAUAGCGGAGGGAUCAGGUCUGACAGCAAUGGGUGUGGCUAAAGUUUAAGUUUUCCCUCUAUUGAUCCUGAAGCUUGCAGGACAUGUUUCAAACCUAUCACAAUAUCAUCAUUAUAUGAUACAUACACUGGUAAUGAAAUAAAUAGAAAGUCUUCACCUAUGAUUGGAUUGAUCCACAGUGGCUCAAAAAAUAAAAUAAAAAAGGAGCUGUGAGAAGUGUUCGUGUCCACCUUAUUAGCUGGGUUGAUGUAUCACAAGAGAGGAUAAGGACAAAAUGAGUAUAUUAGAUAAAUUAUCAAACUGACACCCCUCCAUGAUAUCAAAGUACUACACGAUUGUGACAUUAUUAUUAUCCACACCAACCUAGGGACUAAAGAACCAGAUUUAAACAGGUAAGUUUGUGUGGAUAAAAUAAUUCAAGAAAACAAAGAAAAAAUAUGUUUAGAUUAGACAAGAGGGCAGCAUACUAAUAAUCAGCUAAUGCUAACAAGCUUGAAUAGCUAGGGUCACACACUGACACAGAAGCCUGUCAGACAAUGCUCAAUGAUAUACAGACGUCUUGGACAGCCUGCUUGUACAGUUACUGCACAGUUUUAUUUUUCAUGUUUGUUUUGUUUGUUCAACAAAGAGAAAAUAGUCUACUGUUGUUUACUGAUAUGGAAUUUUUAUGUUAAUAACUGCAACUUUUUUGUAACUAAAGCCAUAAUUAGCAUCCAACCACCAAACAAAAGGUUGUUUAUUUAUUUUAUCCAUUGAUUAAUAUCAGUAAAGUGUGAAAGUAAGAUGUGAAGGAUAGCUAUCUAAAUUAUGCCAAGUAGUAGAAUGCAGUCUAAUGCAGUCCACUCCUCUUUUGGUCUUUAGGUUUUUCUACAAGCAUAUAAGCAUAAUAGUUCAUCUGUACCUAUACGGUUUUGAGCAGGACUUAUUUGACUCCAGAUGAAAAGUGUACUUAAAAAAAUAAAGAUGGUCACUUUGUACUUGAUUUCUGCAUAGUGGGCAAAAAAUAUUAAAACAACUAAUGUUGUAAUUCAAGUACUGGGACACUCUUUCUUUCACAUUUUCCUUCUCAAACCAGAUUUUAUUUCCUGGUGGUGCAUUUGAAAAAUUCCAAAAUGUGAGCAAGUCAUUUUUGAAAAUAUUUAUUUUUAAGAAAAAGCUAUUGUGUUGUAGAUAUAUUGCAAAGCUGUUUUACAUUUUAUGUUGUUCAAAGUGGGCAGCACGUGAUAUAGUGGUUAGCACUGUGGCCUCACUCACAGGCAAGUGUGGAGUUUGCUUGUUUUUCCUGUGUUUGUGUGGGUUCUCUCUGGGUACUCUGGGUUCCUCCCACAGUCCACAGACAUGCAGAUAGUGGUGUUAGGUUAACUGGUGACUCUAUAUUGCCCAUAGAUGUGAGUGUGUCAGUAGAGCCCUGGAUGUCACAUUUCUGAGUUGUGUUUUUGAACAUGUAAUUGAAGUCACAGAAGAAAAGUGGAACUGUGAUGAAGCAGAGGGAAGUGAGACUACUAAAAGAAAAGCCAGUAAUAGCUUUAGUCAGCUUUAGUCACACUCUGUCUUGUGUAUAGAGGUCAUUCUGAAAGUUAGAUGAAUGGAAACUGUGCAGUGUACCAAGCUGCAUCGUGUGGUUUUUGUUUUUGUUUUUCGUCUUUUUUUUGUUACCAUGAGAAAUGCAUCAAAAGUAUUUCGUCCAUCCUGUGUGUAUCUUACUGCUACUUAAGAGGGAGAGUGGGCUGAGACUUUUAUGGCAGUCAAAUAUUAUGAACAUGGAAUCUAGUUAAUAUCAAUCCAUAGCAACCAGCUUAUAAAACACAGCACCAGAGUAUUUACUCAGCUGCUUACACAUCACUAACUCUGUUUACAAUAAAACCGUUUAUCUGAAACCUGCUGUUCCUUUUGUUUAAUAACAUUUCUGCCAUAAAAAUAUGAUUAAAGCUAAACGGAGUAGCUGCAAUGAUGUGCACGUGGGUUUUUGUAAAUAACUGAAAUAUAACAUAUGACUUUGUAAACAGCACUGUCUAUGGGAUUAUAUUGAUAAAGUUUAAUUUUGAAGUGUCAUUGUGCGAAGGUCUGCAAUAUGUCUGUGCUUUAAGAAACACAGUGUUCAUUAAAAACUGAAAAAAUAAAAUUGCUUUUGUGUUUUAUGUUUAC